CAUGCUGUGACGAAGUUCGCCGGAAGUGAUGUAGCCGGGUUAAACUGCGCAGGAGGAUCUUGGAGAGCUCUGCUUGCGCAAUGUUUCCUUCAAGCAUUACCUGCACAGGCAGUUUACUGCGGAUGUAAACUGACUCCGUGUGCCCUGACUUCAGAAAUAUGUAGAACAAUAUGCAUUUGUAUUUUUAAGAGUUUCCAGAAUCGUCUGCAGGCAGGCUCGGGGAUAACAUGUCCCCGCGUUCGUCUUUAAUUGGAAGCACCGCACUCGGGAUUAUGUCAGCAGAGAGACUAGAAUAAACACGUAUGUUGAAAAAUAAUGAAAAGCAAAGUGUAGGAAGAAGAUAAUAACACAAACACGAUGGACUAUCGACGGAAAAAGAAGCUGACAUUCUUCACCAUUGGGCUUUUGUUUCUUCUAAGCGGUGUGGAAUAUGCUGUAAUUUUGCCCACGAUAUGGAGAUACCUGCAGACUUUAGAUGCAGCACCUUACUUCCUGGGUUUGGCCCUGUCAGCAUUCAGCUUGAGUGGCCUCCUGUCAGGACCGCUGUUUGGCCACUGGUCUGACAGAACAGGGACCACCAAGAAGAUCAUCUUGUUUGCCAACCUUUUUGAGAUAAUAGGUAAUUUCCUGUACUUUAUGGGCUUCUCCAAGUGGCUCUUACUGUCAAGCAGACUGGUGGCAGGCAUUGGCACAGGUGCUGGCUCAGCCAUCUUUGGCUUCCUGACUAGAAGCACUUCCCCUGAUGAUCGUGCUACUGUAUUUGCUGCUGUCAUGGCAUGUCGACAAGCAGGUCUUCUGAUUGGUCCAGCAUUUAACAUCUUCUUGAGGCUGUGUGAUUUCCACCUGGGUCCCUUUGUGGUCAACAAAUACACUGCACCAGGGUUGUUCAUGUGCCUGCUGUGGAUUCUCCUUCAACUAGCAGUGGUCUUCAUGUACUGGGACCUUCUACCUUUAGAGAGGGGGAAGUCCAAGGAGAGUUCGACAAACCAGAGCAGGGAGGAGGAGGACGAGCAGCAGCAUGUGGAAGAAGACAACGACGAGGAGAAGCCGUUAAUGGGAUCCCAGGAGGUGUUGGGGUCCUACGGGUCAGUUGUGGCAUCCAACACGCCCACAUACCACAGCCCAGCUGCCUCAAAUGCCACGCUGAAUCACAUCUCUCCACCUGCCUCUCCUGUGCCACCAGACUCCCAUGAGCCAUCCAGCCCCUUUAAGAAUUUCAGCAUAUCCCGAGAGUUCCUGAGAGAGGAGGUGGUUGUGCUGCUGGCUGCUCAGUUCAUCACCCUCUUCAAUCAGACGGCGCUGGAGACCAUGGUGACCCCCCUGACCCAGAAGUACUUCGGCUAUGGGGAGCUGGAGAACAGCAUCAUGUACUGUCUCUGUGGUGUGGAGGUGAUCGCUGGCUUCCUGUUUGUGCGCUGGCUGAGCCGGCGUGUUGCUGAGCGGGUGGUCCUGGCCAUCGGCCUUACCAUCUGCAACAUCUCUGGUGUCUGGUGCCUCAUCUUCCUGGCUAAGCCACUAGGUGGUUUUCCAUGGCAGCUGGCUGAGUUCAUCAUUGGGGUGUUUCUGCAGGUUUUGGGUUUGCCUUUUGUAGCUGUAGCUCAGGUUUCCCUCUUCUCCAAAGUUACUGCUGAGAAAACACAAGGUUUCAGCCAGGGAGUGCGUCGCUCAGUGGGAGGUCUCGCUACCAUCCUGGGCCCUCUGUGGGCUGGUGGCCUGACCGAUAACAUGUACAUCAUGAUGGGAGUGAUGAUGGCACUGCUGGCACUGCUAACGAUGAUGCUGGCCUUCUCAUAUGACCGGCUGGUUGCGCCUGCUACAGAGGAGCAAGUGGACGACUCAGACAGCUGUAGCUAAUCCAGUAGAUGGUCAAUGCACUCAGAGUGGAAGUGCACAGCGGGAGAUUCCCUGUCCUGCACCUGACAACUCUUCCACAGUUUCACUCUCUGCAUCGGGACCGGCAUGCAGGGUGAUAACACACACCAACAGCACACAUCUGAAGAUGUCCUGCGUGCUUGGACUUGUCAGCUUUCUGUGCAGAGGCUGAUCAAAGUACUGAUAUGGGGUGUAUGUAUAUUUCCCAUGGAAAUAUAGAAUCCUGCGGACAGUGCAUGUGCAAGCUUUGGAUGAAAACCCUUUCUCUGCUUUUGUGUUUUGCACCGACUGCCAAUUAAAGUAGGUACAUCACACAUUCUACCUGUGUUUCAGCACAUGCAAUAUAACACUAAUUGUUCAAUUAAUGGACAUGAUCUGGCUGUGUAUUUAGCUGAUCUAUGUAAUGACGUUUUUUCCUUAUAUGCAGCAAAGUAUUUGCAAAAAACUGUUUUAUUUUCUUUUUGGCCUCCAUCAUUGAAUCGAUGUGUCUAAAAAAGAAAAUGCACUAACACUAACGCAAAAUAAUGAAAUGAAUGUGGGUUUUAACUGUUUUUUCAAUGCUGUUUUAAAGGCAUUUAAACCUCAGUAAUAAAAGUCUCAGGGAAACACUGAAUACACAUAGUUUGGUAUGAAAAUAGUCACAUUAGGAGAUAUUAAAUAAUCCUUCAUUGAAUCAAUUCUACAAAUAUUAAAUAAUAUAUUUAAAUUAUUACAUGUCUGUCCGUAAAGGUUGGUUAAUUAGUUUCCUGCUUCAAAAAAAGCAGAGUUCUGCACGUUUUUGAUGGUUUCAUGCCAGUGUAGUGUAUAUUUUCAACACUGGUGGGCGCUCUUAGUCUACUAAAGAACAUCCUCACUGUCACUGCUGAACCUGAUAUAUUUAGUGUGUUUUCUCAGUCAGUCAGAUAAUUCGUAUGGUCAAGUGUGCUGUUACAAAUACACAUUUAGGAAAGACAGUUUUAUUGGUAACUUGUUGUACAAUAUAGUUGUUUCAGGUGGCAGUAGAGAAAAUGCACACUAAUCAAUCAAAGAGCAUUUCUUUUUUUCAAAGGCUUUAGAUUAUGUUUUGUACCUCUGUUCAUUUGUUUUGGUUUUAUACUCACAAACACCAAAAAUAUGUUUAGAACUGUAGGACUAUUUAUUUCUUUUUUAUGAUGCAUUUAUUUACCAGAUCUUUGUUGGGCACCUAACAUGUACAUUAACUUUGUGUUCCAUGACUCUACACAGAAAAGAUGAACUUCCACUACACUUCAGUGACUUGUGUUUCAUUAUUCUUUGAAGAAACAGUGAGUGCACAUUAGUAAGAGCAAAGAUGCUGCUGUUAAAAUACUUAGAUGUAAUUAUAAUAUAAUUAGUACAUUAUUUUUUCAUAUCAGUAUCAAUGUUGCUGAUGAAAAUAAAGACAGACUUUGUCCCCUCAUAUUGUUUUUUGGAUGAAAUACAUAUAAAUAACUUUGUGUCAUGUGUUGCACACAUAUA
Molecule: messenger RNA, 3348 nt
Organism: Larimichthys crocea (large yellow croaker)
Lineage: Eukaryota; Metazoa; Chordata; Actinopteri; Sciaenidae
Gene: mfsd8l1
Product: major facilitator superfamily domain containing 8-like 1
Exons: 12
Coding region: 358-1854 (498 amino acids)
Biological process (GO): transmembrane transport
Molecular function (GO): transmembrane transporter activity
Source: RefSeq, a predicted model, not a curated record